UGCAACUCGGGACUUCAACUCGGCAUCACAUGCCGCAAGCUGGCCAUGUCCUCGGCAGCUGGGGGUGCUGGCGGAAAGGCAGUGAUUGCACAGAACUUCCCAGCUGCAUGGGUAGCUCCAUCAGCGCUUGAGGUUCUGCCGCAGAAGGUGCAGAGUCUUCUGCAACGUCUAGGACCUUUGGAGGGACCACCCGUCAUCUCUCAGAGCCUCAAUGGACUGCAGGCCUUGGCACGCUUCCAGAGUGCAAGUGAUGCCAGAGCCGCAGUCCAAACACUGCAUGGCUUUGACAUGCGCUCAGCUGCCGAAAAGCAGGCAGCCAACAAUGAGGCUCCAAAGGAGAGUGAAUGCUUCAGCCUCCAAAUUGCGGACGAUGUAGGUGCGCCAAAGCCGAUACGCAAGCGUAAGCUGAAGGCCAACGGAAUUUUUGUGUGGCCGCUGCCAGAGAGUUGGGCUGAGAAGGACGUGGAGUUGUUGGCCUCGCCCUAUGGUGCAGUGCUGCGAACUAGAGUAGAAGGAAUCGCAAAUGGUCAGAGAGGUGUCCUGAUCGAUUUUCAAACGCCAAGCGCAGCGGCGGCAGCACAGACAGGCCUGAAUGGUUUGUCUCUCAUGGGAGCCCAGCUGCGCUGUGUCAUGCAGGAAGAGCCAGAAGCCGCCAAGCCCCUGAUGAUGUUCAUAUCGUACUUGGAUGAGCUGGCUAUGCCAUCACUUCCUCAGGAGGUAGAGCCAAAGCUGGACGAUCGAGAGAUUUUUGUCACGCACUUGCCUCCAAAGGCCAGCAAUGAGGAAGGUGUGAGAUUUCUACUUGGGAACUUUGGUGAAGUCGAUGAGGUCUUUUUGCUUCGCGACCCACAGCAGAGACCAGCUGGAAAGGCCUAUGUUCGAUUCAAAAGCCAUUCAGAUGCUGAGAAGGCCCUGGAGGCAGUGCGAAGCUCCAGCGAUGGGGCAUCCAAGGCGUCCUGGUCAGAGUCUGAGCGUGCUUUGCGAGGUACCCGGGGAUCAUAUGGACUCAAUGUGCUUCGGCAUAUGUCGGGGGCCAAUGGCGCCAGACUGAAGGAGAUUUGCAAGGCGGCUGCAGCAGGGUCGCUGCAAUUGGAGAUUGUCAAUCUUAGCCUUGACAAGAGCGGCAGUGAGAACGGAGGUGACUGAGAUACGGGAUCUGGAGGCAGCGAGAGAGGUGAUGAAGCUCUGCACCGGCGUGUGCUGCUGGAAUUCGGCGCAGGGGAUGCGAGGGAACAAAGGUGAAGGUGGUG
Molecule: messenger RNA, 1250 nt
Organism: Effrenium voratum
Lineage: Eukaryota; Dinophyceae; Suessiales; Symbiodiniaceae
Source: the annotation of a GenBank genome assembly